AUGGCUGGAAUAUCUUCGAGCUCAAUAAUAAUAUUUGCAACUCUUGGAAAACCUAAGCUUCAAGCUAGGAUAAGAGCAGUUGACCCCAAUGAGGCUAACUCUCAGGUCAAUUCUCUUCUAGUAAGAUCAGGCGAUCAAUAGAAUCAGCCAAAUACUGGAAACACUUUUGUAGAUGAUGGUGAUAAUUAUGACUCACUACCUUUUUGGGAGGAAGUUAGAGCCAUUAUUAAAUUGAUGUUUUCAAAGAGAAUGAUGAUUCUACUCCCACAAGUGUUCUGGACUGGAAUAAGUUUGGCUGUAUAUACAGGUCUUCUUGUUCCAAUCAUCACAGAUACAAUUCCUGGAAAUGACGAUCAAGAUAAGUUCAUGAAAUCCAUGUUCGCCAUGGUUUCCUUAGGAGUGGGUGAGAUGGUUGGUGGUCUAUUUAUAGGUCAAAUAAUUGAUAGAUAUGGAAACAGAUGGGCAACGGUUGCCAAUAUUGUAAUGAUAAUAAUACAAUCGGCUAUUGCCAUAAUAUAUAUAGUAAUCUAUGAAUACUCUUGGCUAGCCUUCCUAAUGACUUUUGUUUGGGGAUUUGCUGAUAGUGCUAAUUGUACGCAUACCUCUGAAAUGCUUGGAUUCGAAUUUGAUAAUAAUUCUUAACCAUAUUCAAUAGACAACUUAGGAUAAGCUAUUGGUGCUUUCGUAUUCGAAAUCAUUGAAGCUUGGAUUUACGGGAAGAACACCUAUCUUAUUUUCAAUAUAGUAGUCGGUGGUUUAGGAGUACUGUUUAACAUUACCACUUUGUUCUUUACUUUCAAACCUAUGCCAAGGGAGCUGGAAAAAAGGGCCUUAAGAGGCACAGAUAUCAGACUUCGCAAAGGAUCCUAUAUUGGCUCUAUGUUAGAUAGCCAGAAAAAAUCACUUAAUGUGGAAAAAACUCAAUCAGUAAGUGAAUCUCAGGCUGAGGUUGUUUCCAGGAAAAAAUCUAAAAUAUCAAGCUGA
Messenger RNA from Stylonychia lemnae, 984 nucleotides. NCBI's taxonomy places the organism in Eukaryota, Ciliophora, Spirotrichea, Sporadotrichida, Oxytrichidae. The record is from the annotation of a GenBank genome assembly.